Messenger RNA from Leishmania mexicana MHOM/GT/2001/U1103, 399 nucleotides. RefSeq lists its product as hypothetical. Gene Ontology annotation, molecular function: tubulin binding. The transcript has a single exon. Bases 1 to 399 code for a protein of 132 amino acids. Gene Ontology annotation, cellular component: microtubule. NCBI's taxonomy places the organism in Eukaryota, Euglenozoa, Kinetoplastea, Trypanosomatida, Trypanosomatidae. The record is from RefSeq and is a predicted model, not a curated record. Gene Ontology annotation, biological process: positive regulation of protein polymerization; microtubule polymerization; microtubule bundle formation.
AUGGACAACUCGCACUUCUCCAAAAUGCUAAAGGAGUGCAAGAUCAUUGGCAAGAGCUUCACUUCGACGGACGCCGACCUGCUCUUCAGCAAGGUGAAGGCGAAGGAAGCGCGCAAGAUCAGCUUCACGGAGUUCAAGGAAAAGGCUAUUCCCGAGAUCGCAGCCAAGAUGAAGAAGACCCCUGCCGACAUCGAGGCCAUGAUAGCCAACGCGGCCCCCAAGUCCAGCGGCACCAAGGCCGACACGGUGCGUUUCCACGAUGAUAAAAGCACCUACACCGGUGCUGCGAAGCAGGGCGGCCCGACGAACGUGGACCGAAACGCCGGCUCGCUCGCGGGUGUCGUGGACCGUCGCCAGGAGACAAUUGACAACCGCGGCACCACUGCGAAACAGAUCUAA